CUUUCUGUGUUUUGCAAAAAGAAAUCUGCUUGGAAAGUCCUCAGAUUGAUUCCUUUGCUAGACGCGCACUCCAUUCUCCAUUCCCCCUCCUAUCCUUUGCACAAAGAAAAGUAUCUUUCACACGCGCCUCUACCCUUCUGCCAUGCUCGCUCAAUCAAAUUCAUCAUUAAGCAACGAAUACCCACUCAGCACCACCUCACCGCAGGCUGCAGCCAUGGUGAAAUGUUUCCAAACGUCUCCAUUUUUCAGUGUCCUCGGGGGAUUGUGUCUGCUAGUGCUCAUCUUCACCCAAGGUGUGGGUGUGGGUGUGGGUGCGGCAGGAUGGAUCGGAGUGAACUAUGGCACUGUGGCGGACAACCUCCCUCCCCCGACACGAGUUGCCAAUUUCCUCACACAGUCCACCCUCAUCAACCGCGUAAGAUUCUUUGACGCCAACCCCGACAUGCUGAGAGCGUUUGCUCACACCGGCAUUGCCAUCACGGUCACCAUCCCCAACGACCAGAUCCCGCUCCUGACCAACGUGGAUUUUGCUCGGAGAUGGGUGGGGGCCAACGUUCUACCCUACCUGCAUUCAACCAACAUCAUCCGCAUCCUCGUCGGGAAUGAGGUCAUCUCCACCGCCAGCAAGCUCCUGAUCGUGAGCCUCGUCCCUGCAAUGCAAUCCCUCCACGCCGCCCUGACCCGCGACUCGCUGGACCGCAGGAUCAAGAUCUCCACCCCACACUCCUUGGGGAUACUGUCAAACUCAAGCCCCCCCUCGGCGGGGAAGUUUAGGCAGGGCUACGACGUCUAUGUCCUUGAGCCGCUGCUUGGCUUCUUGAGAGCCACGGCUUCUCCGUUCAUGAUCAACCCGUAUCCUUUCUUUGGCUGCUCCAGCGGCACGCUCGAUUAUGCGCUCUUCAGGCCUAAUGAAGGCGUGCUUGAUGCGAGCACCGGUCUGAGGUAUGCCAACAUGCUGGAUGCCCAGCUGGAUGCCGUCUUCUCCGCCAUGAAGCGCCUCGGAUUCGAUGAUGUGGACAUCAUGAUCGCCGAAACGGGAUGGCCCUGGAAAGGAGACGCGGGGCAGGUCGGGGUCGACGUGGAGAGUGCGGCAGAAUACAAUAGGAAAUUGAUUCAGCAUGUGACAUCAGGCACCGGGACGCCCCUCAUGCCUAACAGGACAUUUGAGACUUACAUUUUUGCUCUAUUCAAUGAAGAUCUCAAGCCUGGCCCUACGUGCGAGCGAAAUUUUGGAGUGUUCCACCCAAACUUGACCCCUGUCUACCCCAUGGGCAUCCUCAAGCCUAUGGUAUCUAGCAGCGGCAGCAGAACUGGGCACCGGCAGAGCGUAUAUUUGUUGUUCGUUGUGUUUCUGUUGCGCACUAAUUUCUUCAUGUGUUUUUCUUGAGAUGUUUUGGCCUUGCCAACUCAAGACACGCCAGAGAAGAGAAUGGUUUCGAUCCGCGGGGAAAAUGAGAAACAACACAAAAGCCAUAGCCGAAUCCAAACUGAAAUUUGAAGUGCUGCAACAGCUGCUGAUCCUGAGGCUCAAAGGGUGUCAAAUAAGUUGCGGUUGCAGUUGAAGCCCCGUGCAUCAUAACCGAAGGGUCUUGUCGACUCCCCGGUCAUCACCUCUCAAAAAUGGUUAAGGCAAGCAUGGAAGAAGUCUCCUCCUCCUGGAAGCAUGGAAGCAAUACAAUCAUGCAAACACACAGUGACAUUAUUAUCAGGGAGCUGUUCCCCGAUUAGGCUAUGGUUCUGCAAUCGAGUUCAGGACUAGUUUUGUUUUACCUGAGAAUGUUCUGUAUGCAUUUUAUAUUAACCCAACCUGCUUUUUGCAGAAGAAGAAAACAGAUGAUAAUAAUAAUAAUAAUAGCAGCAAUGCAAUGGAAUGCAGUGCCAAUCAGGCCUAGGUUUUUUAGCUCUUUGGAGGAUUAACCUGGACAUGAAUUGAACAACUGCUUUGUGCAUGUAAUUAGUGAAGAACGAAUCGAUGAUUAAAAAAAGAGCUUGUGACAGAAGGUGGUUGUAAUCUAUGUUCCAGCGUGGAAUCCGGAACCUCUAAGCAAGGGAAGUUCAAGGCAACGGUUGAACUGCACAGCCUUAUCUUUGUAAAUUAAAUGGGUGUGAUGUUUAGAAGGCUUAAGAGUGGGCAAGAAUGAGAGUGGCAGUGGCAAAUGCGAUCUUGUACGCACCACAGGCGAAUGAAUAUGAAGCGGUGAUUGCUGCUGCAUCUCUCAAAGUAGACCCAGGCCCAGCCUGCAGACAAAAACGAAUACUUGAUGUUGUUCAGUGGCAGAGAAUCAGAACCAAUGAUUAUUAGCAUGCUGCGCUGCUCUUUGUUUGUUGUUUUAGUUCGUUAAAACUGUGUCUGUGUGGAGAUCUAAAGCUAGCUAAGGAAGUAGUAGCAGUAUUAAUUUAGGGGAGAGCGGUGGAGUGGAGUGGAGUGGUGUGGUGUGUGCCAGCCAGCCAGGUUUGAGCAUAAACGACGACACGGCACAGACAGGACCUGGAAUGAUUGUGUGCAGAAGUAGAGCGGAGGCCGUACAGAACUUUACAAUUAGUUAAUGAGACUGUGCUGUGCGUUCCCAAGCCAAACAAGCAUUAUACAGAUAUUCCUUCCUUCCUUCAUCACUGCGCUUAUGUCGUUGCCCUCUUACAUACAUACGCAGUUAAAAUACUAGUAUGUUUGUAUAUACAUGCGCAUACGUACAUACAUACAUACAUAUAUGGAUGCAGAGCAGAGCAGUGUUCAAGUGAAGUAAGUAGUAGCCGAGUACUCUUCCAAAUAUGAUGUACAGUAAGUUAAUAUUCCUUUCCUGUUCCUGUGGUGUGGUCAGUGUGGUGACUCUCAAGUCUCAAUCCGAAUCCCUCCUUUCCCCCUCC
Messenger RNA from Andrographis paniculata, 2865 nucleotides. RefSeq names its product glucan endo-1,3-beta-glucosidase. The record is from RefSeq and is a predicted model, not a curated record. Gene Ontology annotation, cellular component: plasma membrane. Lineage: Eukaryota; Viridiplantae; Streptophyta; Magnoliopsida; Lamiales; Acanthaceae. Gene Ontology annotation, biological process: carbohydrate metabolic process. Gene Ontology annotation, molecular function: hydrolase activity, hydrolyzing O-glycosyl compounds. The transcript is spliced from 4 exons. Bases 143 to 1387 code for a protein of 414 amino acids.